AACUAUUAGUGUUGCAUCGGGCUUGAUUGAAUCUCGAGGUUGUUUGCCUURUGGUCAGUUCUACAACAGCAACGAAGCAAACAAAAACAGACGAUCCCAACGACGAUCCACAGAGCUCUAUUCGUUCAUGGGAUCGGAUGGUGGGCUUUUAGGCAUCGGGACACCUGAGCUGGUAAGAUCAUUUUUUCGUUAAAUAUGGCACCAUUUCUAGAUGUUACAGCGUUUUGAAGAUAUGUAUGCAUAAAGCUUGGUUUGCAUGCUGAAAUCUCCUGUUCUGUUUUCGUCCUUUGUCUUUCCCUUGCUAAUCAAAUUGUGUUGUUGUUGYUGGCGGUGGUUUGUUACUCUAGUUUACCAUCAUUUUGAUCGGCUAUUUCGUAUUGGGACCAUCGGAUUUGUACAAGCUUGUGAAAGAGAUCGGAAAAUUCAUCCAGAACUUCCAAAGUUUUGCUGCCGAGGCUACAUCGACGCUUGAAACAAAUAUGGAAUCGCAACUGCAGCUUGAAGAAAUUCGGAAAACCCAGCAAGAACUCAACGAUGCAUUUUCUUUCCGUCGGUCCAUCAAUGUYGAAGAGGACUCCGAUCCUUUCGCUGUCAAUGUACAAUCGCCACGAGGAGAGGGCAACAGUGCCAUGUCAACAGCAGAAUCCGAUGCCCAGUAUGAUCUUUCGACUACAGCCACUAGUGGGGCAGCUGUGGCUCCAAAAAAGAAGAAAAUGCGAAGAAUUAAGAGGAAGAAAACGCCCGUCGUCGACUCACCGGUCGAGGACGAGAUGCCGAAGGUCCCAUCGUUGGAURCAGCAAACAUAAAUCAGCAGCUUGCAAACGACAUUCCUGCCGAAUUGGAUAUGGAUGAGGAGCUACGAAUGGCCGAGGAAAAGGCAAUGGAUGCUGUUUUUAACGGUAGCAACGAGGGAAUGAAGUUAGAAGAGAAAGAUACAUCGACGUURGCCGCCGAACUCAGAGAGGAACGCAUGGAACGUUUGCAGCGUGGUGCUGCUCAGUCGCAAAACGAUAAUUCUGCUUCUUCGAUCGAACAAUCCCGAUUUCAACAACAACUGAGCGGAGAUUGGAACGGUCAAAUCCUCGCAAACAACGACAAACUCGAACCGUUGGGAGAGGUCAUGAAUCUUUUGGCCGUACUGGAGGAAGAAAAAUUGGCUGCGGAUUUAAGGUUAAAGGAAGAAUUCAAGGCGAGAGAGUCGAACGAGGAACGAUUUUAUCAGGAAAAGAGAAAACUGCUAGAAGAGGCAGCCGCCGAAAUUCAGGCAUCUGCUUACGCCGGUAAUAUCCCAAUGGCAUCAGCUCCACCGACAGCGAACAAUGAGACUGGAAACAACAUUAUUUAAAGCGAAGACUUUUUGUCUUCUCACCUAAAUUAUUCACAAAAUGGAUGAUCCCUGGCUCAAUUCUCAUGUCGUCGCAAUAAUAGAAUUAUCAUUAUUUA
This is a messenger RNA of Pseudo-nitzschia multistriata, 1444 nucleotides long. NCBI's taxonomy places the organism in Eukaryota, Bacillariophyta, Bacillariophyceae, Bacillariales, Bacillariaceae. The record is from the annotation of a GenBank genome assembly.